This is a messenger RNA of Choloepus didactylus (southern two-toed sloth), 5110 nucleotides long. It is a transcript of the gene CMIP, whose product is annotated as c-Maf inducing protein. Bases 2970 to 4979 code for a protein of 669 amino acids. Lineage: Eukaryota; Metazoa; Chordata; Mammalia; Pilosa; Megalonychidae. The transcript is spliced from 21 exons. Gene Ontology annotation, cellular component: cytosol; nucleoplasm. The record is from RefSeq and is a predicted model, not a curated record.
AGGGGUCAUUUCAAACAGUUUCAAGGGCGACGGGAGCAGCCGCUAGUGGUCAGAGGCAUUGGGAGCUGUGGUUGGAGGCCGGGGUCUAAUAUUUGUGUUUCAGCUGCCCAGGUUGUCAAGCAGCAGUGUGGUGACGUGGCUGAGAGCCCAGGCUCUGGAUCUAGCUGGCUGAGUUCGACUCCCAGGUCUGCCUCUUGCUUGCUGUGUGUCCUUAGACAAGUUACUUUAUCUCUCUGCAUCUCACUUUCCUCAGUUUCUCCCUGUGAGGCUCCCUGUGAGAAACAAAUGAGAUGCUGCACAUGACAUAUUUAGCACAAUGCCUAGCACAAAAUAAGCAAUCUUUAUGGAGUAGCUAUGAAAGUUUAUUAAAAUGAUGCUUAUUAAUCAUCAAUAUUAGUUGUUACUUGUAAGUGGAGCCUGAUUCAUAGGAUAUCGCAUUGGAGAUGAUCAAGUUGACCAGAAUUUCUCAAGGCUGGUGAGUAAGAUUCAUACAGCCCUGCCUGGUCUGCUGUGUGACCUUGGACAAGCCACUUAACCUCUCUGAGCCUCAUUCCUCUGUAAAAGGAAGUGGGUAGGAAUUGGGAAAUCAGACUUCCGAGAAGGGUGGUUGUAACAAUGAAAUCAGACUGCUGCUCCUAAGCCGGUGCUUGGCCUGCUGUGGGGGUGAAUCAGUGUGAGCUUGGGGCUUUGGUCGUGGAGCGCCCACUCGGUUUAACAUCCUGCCCUCUUCAAUUCAGCCGUGGCCAUGUGUUGAAAGAAAUCCCUUUGGUGCCCGUAUCGGAUGCGUUUUGCCCUGGAGAUUCUUGCAGCCCAGGAACACACUUAGAAAGGAUUUAAUUUUUGUGUAAAUUAAUUCUUCAGGAGCAGAAGGAGGGCUUUUAAGCUAAAAAGUUAGUGGCUUCUGAAGGUUUUUCUCUGUCACCUCCUGGUCCCCGUGACGGUGGACCGUGAGGCCCUUUCAGCUCCAGUCUUGCGGCGAGCUUCCCCGAGUGUCCUCUGCAUCACUGCUCGCUGAGCGGAUGGUACUGUGCGGUUGCCAUGGCAGCAGCAGGAUGUGGUUCCCAUGGUGAUGGUCGGUAGCGGCAGGAAGACGGCAGAGGUUUCAGUUAUCUGGCAGCCCCCCAUUCGCCACCGCCCUCAGCAGCACGACACGAGCUGCCCCCACUGCUGCUUUGUAAAAUGGGGAGCCUCAGGGGCUGGCUGCCUCCCCGAAAUGCCGCUGACAGUUCCUGGAAGGCUGGGCUGCGUGGCAGGGUUUUUGCUUCUAAAAGAGGAAGGGGCCGGGUGUCCCCAGGGGCACCUCAGCUAGAGGGUGGUGGGGUGACAUAUGGAUUCUGAAUCUCCCAGGCAGAGCGUGUGGGGAGCUUUUCCAAAAAGCCCCUCCUGCUGGCCCCUUUGGAGUGAACUUUUUUCUCAUCCAAGGCCUUGUUUAUUUGCAGGCAGAUGUGACAUGAUCAACUAAUAGAGAAUCCAAGUGGUUUUUAAAACUCCUGUCCAAUGUUGCAUCCAGAUUUCAAAAUGGCCACCGUUUGGGGAUCCACUGGCUUUUCAAGGGUGUGGUACUUCUCUUCAGUUGGGAGUUGGCUGAGAUGAGGGAAAGGAAAAAAAAAGUUUCUGGAAUGUUCCUUUUCCUUUUUGGCAUCUGAAACCCUCUAGAUAACGUUUCUCAGCAGAAAGGUGAGUGUAUAAUUCAGUGAUGUGCAGUGGACGGAAAGUUAUUUCUUCUUUAUUUAGAACGGAGGGAAGGAACGUGUAUAAGCAGGAUUCGAGGGAUGCUGAUUGAAUUUGAGAGGAAGCCUAAAACGUAGGAGAUUGAGUGUGGGUGGCAUGGGGGCUGCUGGCCAGUGUCAGUGCUUGGAAACACUGUCUGUGAGCCCAAGACAAAGGCGAUGGCAAGUGUGUUUGUCUUUCACUGGGAUCCUGUCCACCCAGUAUGGCAACAUCAACGUGCUCAGGCUGAUCGGACGCUCUGAUUGGUGAUUGGUGACAUCAUUGGGUUUCCCAGCUUGCGAUUGGUGGGUUGGGCACCCGUCAGAGCCUCAUGCCAGGUGGGCACACCUGGAGGGAGGAUGGGAGGGGGCAUUGUUUGUGCCACCCCCCCACCACGGGAGGCCCGGAUCCCCGCCAGGCACAUGUCCUGUGGAAGGCGGGUCAGUGGCAGGGUCCAAAGCCAGCUGUGAUGGGUUUCUUCUUUUUGCAUUUUGAGAAUUAAAAAUAUAAAUACACAAUUUAGGGUACACAGUCAAUCGAGUGUGUUGUUUGGCCACACGCAGAUGUCAAGAUGACUGCCAGGUUCGCUGAUUAAUAAAUAAGCAAGCAGGAAACGGGCUCGUAUCAGAAAACCACAUUUCUACCUUCCAGAAUCGACCAUUGUUAAUAUUUUAUCCCCCUUGCUUUGCCUUUUUAAGCGAAAGAAAUAAAACAUUACUGGAAAAGUUGCAGUCACCUUGACAUUUAUUUCUAGGUCACCUGCUUGCUCCUGUCGCCCCUUGUUAUAUAAAUCUGGUGUGGAUCUGCCCGUCUCAUUGUAAAUACUUCUACACACACACAGUAACCGUGAGCAAUAUGCAGCUUUGGUGCUUUAGGAGGGACUUCCACGCACCUUCCUCACCCUGCGUGAUGUGCCUUUACUUGGAGGGUUCUCCCCGCUGACUCACUUAGGUGCAGUUCAUUUCUGUUCAUUGCUGCCAGGUGACUCUGUGUUUGUCAUCUCGUCAGGGUGGCAGCCUGGGACGGGGGCAGAGUCACCUUUUGGAGAUGAGGGCCUCCAGCCCCCGGACCCCCGGCUGUGAUGUCGUGGGCUUGGCUACAACCCCCCACCCCCCGUUUUGGUCGGACUCCAAAGGCAGGGUUCCUUCACAACACCUCGGGCCUUCUGGUCCCCAGCCAAGCCGCUGACUAAUCCCGGCUACGAAUCCGGGCUCUCGAGUCACCCGGGCCCACGAUGCCUAAUUUAGCCAACUGGGUACAUGGAAAACUCAGUGUCCUACAGUGCUAUUGAAGACGUUCAGCUGCUGUCCUGGGAGAACGCCCCGAAGUACUGUUUACAGCUCACAAUUCCUGGGGGAACUGUCCUCCUGCAGGCUGCCAACAGCUACCUGAGAGACCAGUGGUUCCAUUCUCUGCAGUGGAAGAAAAAGAUUUACAAAUAUAAGAAAGUCCUGAGCAACCCGAGCCGUUGGGAAGUCGUCUUGAAGGAGAUCCGGACCCUCGUGGACAUGGCCCUGGCGUCCCCCCUGCAGGACGACUCCAUCAACCAGACGCCCCUGGAGAUCGUCUCCAAACUGCUCUCAGAGAACACAAACUUGACUGCCCAGGAGCAUGAAAACAUCAUUGUGGCGAUUGCCCCUUUGCUGGAGAACAACCACCCACCGCCAGAUCUCUGUGAAUUCUUCUGCAAGCACUGCAGGGAGCGUCCCCGGUCCAUGGUGGUCAUCGAAGUCUUCACCCCCGUAGUCCAGAGAAUCCUCAAGCAUAACAUGGACUUUGGGAAGUGCCCGCGACUGAGGCUGUUCACUCAGGAGUACAUCCUUGCCUUGAACGAGCUCAACGCGGGGAUGGAGGUGGUGAAGAAGUUCAUCCAGAGCAUGCACGGCCCCACCGGGCACUGCCCCCACCCCCGGGUGCUGCCCAAUCUGGUGGCCGUGUGCCUGGCCGCCAUCUACUCCUGCUACGAAGAGUUCAUCAACAGCCGUGAUAACUCCCCCAGCCUGAAGGAGAUCCGGAACGGCUGCCAGCAGCCAUGCGACCGCAAGCCCACCUUACCUCUGCGCCUUCUGCACCCCAGCCCGGACCUGGUGUCCCAGGAGGCCACGCUGUCCGAGGCGCGCCUCAAGUCCGCAGUGGUGGCCUCCAGCGAGAUCCACGUGGAGCUGGAGCGCACCGGCACGGCCAAGCCGGCUCUGGCGGCCAGCGCAGGCAGCGACAGCGAGCCCAACCUCAUCGACUGCCUCAUGGUCAGCCCGGCCUGCAGCAGCCUGAGCAUCGAGCUGGGCCCACAGGCCGACCGCACGCUCGGCUGCUACGUGGACAUCCUCAAGCUGCUGUCGGACUACGAUGACUGGAGGCCAUCCCUGGCCAGCUUGCUCCAACCCAUUCCAUUCCCCAAAGAGGCUCUCGCGCACGAGAAGUUCACCAAGGAGCUGAAGUACGUGAUUCAGAGGUUCGCCGAAGACCCACGGCAGGAGGUCCACUCGUGCCUGCUGAGUGUGCGGGCUGGCAAAGAUGGCUGGUUCCAGCUCUACAGCCCCGGCGGGGUGGCCUGUGACGACGACGGGGAGCUGUUCGCCAGCAUGGUGCACAUCCUCAUGGGCUCCUGUUAUAAGACCAAAAAGUUCCUGCUCUCCCUGGCGGAAAACAAGCUGGGGCCCUGCAUGCUCCUGGCGCUGAGAGGGAACCAGACCAUGGUGGAGAUCCUUUGCUUGAUGCUGGAAUACAACAUCAUCGACAACAAUGACACCCAGCUGCAGAUCAUCUCGACCCUGCAGAGCACCGAGGUGGGCAAGCGCAUGUACGAGCAGCUCUGCGACCGGCAGCGGGAGCUGAAGGAGCUGCAAAGGAAAGGCGGGCCCACCAGGCUGACACUGCCCUCCAAGUCCACGGAUGCUGACUUGGCCCGUUUGCUGAGCUCUGGCUCCUUUGGAAACCUGGAGAACCUCAGUUUGGCUUUCACCAACGUAACCAGUGCCUGCGCCGAGCACCUCAUCAAACUGCCUUCUCUCAAGCAGCUGAACCUGUGGUCCACUCAGUUUGGAGACGCUGGCCUGCGGCUCCUGUCGGAGCACCUCACCAUGCUCCAGGUGCUGAACCUGUGCGAGACGCCCGUCACCGACGCCGGCCUGCUGGCCCUGAGCUCCAUGAAGAGUCUGUGCAGUUUAAACAUGAACAGCACCAAGCUCUCGGCUGACACCUACGAGGAUCUAAAGGCCAAGCUUCCCAAUCUGAAGGAGGUGGACGUGCGCUACACGGAAGCCUGGUGAAGCCCGGCUGGCGGCGGGAAGGCGUUUGCAACCGCAACACAACUCUUGACUAAUAGCCGUAGAAGAGCCGGGCCUGGGGCCACCCCGGCGUCCCGGCUGGGAGAUAGAUGGGGGAGUCUUUCGGGGGGCUG